Molecule: messenger RNA, 1119 nt
Organism: Plasmodium malariae
Lineage: Eukaryota; Apicomplexa; Aconoidasida; Haemosporida; Plasmodiidae
Product: casein kinase II beta chain, putative
Exons: 2
Coding region: 1-1119 (372 amino acids)
Cellular component (GO): protein kinase CK2 complex; cytoplasm
Molecular function (GO): protein kinase regulator activity
Source: RefSeq, a predicted model, not a curated record
AUGGAGUUUAUGUCAUAUAAUGAAAGCUCAAACGAAAUAGUACAAGAUGAAAAUCAAGAAGAAGGAAUGAACGUAUCUGAUGAAAGUCUCUGUGGUAAGGGAGCAGAACAUUGGGAGGAUGUAAAAUAUGAAAUCGCUGAUGAUGUUUUUGAUGGUGAUGCUAAUGAUUAUAGUAAUGAUUAUUGUAAUUAUGGUGGUGGUGAUAAUAAUGUUCAGAGGAGUGAUCCUAUUUUAGAGGAGGCGGAAGAAGAAGAGGAAGAAGAGGAAGAGGAGGAAGAGGAGGAAGAGGAGGAAGAAGAGGAAGAGGAGGAAGAAGAAGAAGAAGAAGAUGAUGAUGAGGAAGAUGACGAUGAUGACGACGAUGAUGAUGACGAUGAUGAUGAUUAUGAUGAUGAUGAAUAUGAUGAAGACGAUUUUAACGAAGCCACGGUUUCUUGGAUUGAGUGGUUUUGCCAGUUAAAACAAAAUAUUUUUUUAAUUGAAGUAGAUGAGGAUUUUAUAAGGGACGAAUUUAAUUUAAUUGGGUUACAAAAUAAAGUACCUCAUUUUAAAAAGUUAUUGAAAAUAAUUCUGGACGAAGAUGAUGAUGAUGACGAUGAUGACGAUGAAGAAGAUGAUUAUGAUGAAGAUGAUGAUGAAAUAAAUAGAGGAUCAGAAGAGAUUUAUAAAAAUAAAGACAUAUAUGAACAAAAUGCUGCUUGUUUAUAUGGACUGAUACAUAGUCGUUUUAUUUUAACUUCAAAAGGUUUAGCAUUGAUGAGAGAAAAAUAUAAAUCAGGAAUAUAUGGUACAUGUCCAAGUAUAUAUUGUGAUAAUGCAAAAUUAUUACCAACUGCAAUUUCAGAAGUACCGAAAUUUCUAAGUCCACUUUUAUACUGUCCUAGAUGUUGUGAAACAUAUUAUCCUCAUAAAAAUUCAUUAAUUAACCAAUUAGAUGGUUCCUAUUUUGGUACCAGUUUUGCUUCAUUUUUUGCGCUGUCCUUUAACAUUCAAUCAGAUAAAAAAAAAAUCUACUACACUCCUCAGAUAUGUGGUUUUACUAUAAACAGAGAUAUAAGAGAAACAUUAUAUAUGGACAUGAACAAAGAUAAUAGCGAAUCGUCAGAGGAAUACUCUUAG